Messenger RNA from Spea bombifrons (plains spadefoot toad), 2163 nucleotides. It is a transcript of the gene ACHE, whose product is annotated as acetylcholinesterase (Cartwright blood group). Gene Ontology annotation, molecular function: acetylcholinesterase activity. The transcript is spliced from 4 exons. The coding region runs from base 174 to 1949 and encodes 591 amino acids. Gene Ontology annotation, cellular component: plasma membrane. Gene Ontology annotation, biological process: choline metabolic process; acetylcholine catabolic process. The record is from RefSeq and is a predicted model, not a curated record. NCBI's taxonomy places the organism in Eukaryota, Metazoa, Chordata, Amphibia, Anura, Pelobatidae.
AGCAGCUGGAGAGAAGGGAUAGAGCCCAGCAGAGGGAGGAGAGGCAGGCUGACACUGCCAUAAAGGCAGGGAGAGGGGAGGGGAGAGCAGCAGGAGAGGGCUGAGGAGAGGCAGAAAUCACAGCUGAGCAGGAGCUGGGGCUUGGCUUCAGGUUAUCCAAAGGAAGACCAAUUAUGGCUAUCUUACCCCUUACCCCACUUUGUCUCUCCACUAUCUGUCUCUUCCUCUUCCUGGCUCAAGCCCUUGGCCAAAGUGAGUCCGAUCUCCUGGUCUCCACGCGUUCUGGUAAAGUGCUUGGUGUGCGACUUCCUGUGCUCUCAGGUCAUGUCAGUGCGUUCCUGGGCAUUCCCUUCGGUGAGCCCCCUUUGGGCAAAUUACGUUUCAGACAAGCAGAGCCCAAGAAGCCAUGGGAUGAUGUGUGGGAUGCAACUGCCUACCCUAAGGCCUGCUACCAGUACUUUGAUACCUUGUAUCCUGGCUUUCCUGGCAUGGAAAUGUGGAAUCCUAACAGGCCUAUGAGUGAAGACUGCCUGUAUCUUAACAUAUGGGUGCCCCAUCCACGUCCCUCCAACGCAACCGUUAUGGUUUGGAUAUAUGGAGGUGGCUUCUAUAGUGGAUCCUCCUCAUUGGAUGUCUAUGAUGGACGCUUUCUGAGCCAUAUUGAAAAUGUUCUUGUAGUCUCCAUGAACUACCGAGUUGGAGCCUUUGGCUUUCUUACUCUGACACCUGGCAGUGCAGAUGCUCCAGGGAAUGUGGGUCUGUUUGACCAGCGCCUAGCAUUGCAGUGGAUUCAAGAUAACAUAGCGUUCUUUGGUGGAGAUCCCAGGACAGUCACCAUUUUUGGAGAAAGUGCUGGUGGUGCUUCGGUGGGAAUGCAUUUCCUUUCCCCUGGUAGCCAUCAUCUUUUUUCCAGGGCUAUACUCGAAAGCGGCUCCCCGAACUCACCUUGGGCAACAGUAACUCCACAGGAGGCUCGACGACGCGCUGAGCUGUUGGGAAAACUGUUGGAUUGUAGAAUGGGGAAUGAUACUGAACUGUUAAAUUGUCUAAGAGCAAAGGAACCACAGCAGUUAAUUGACCACGAGUUCUCUGUGUUGCCCUCUAGUAUCUUCCGCUUUUCCUUUGUUCCUGUGCCAGACGGAGACUUCUUUCCAGAACCACCUGAGACACUGCUGAAUAUGGGGAGGUUUAAGCCAUGUCCUUUAUUAGUAGGAGUAAAUCAGAAUGAGGGCUCUUACUUUCUACUCUAUGGGGCACCUGGUUUCAGCAAGAAUAAUGAGAGCCUGAUCACUAGAGAUGAGUUCUUGGGUGGGGUAAGGAUGAGUGUCCCACAUGCUAAUGAUAUAGCACUUGAGGCUGUGGUCAUGCAGUAUACAGACUGGGAAGACGAACAUGCUGGAGUUAAGAACAGGGAAGCCAUGGACAACUUGGUGGGAGACCACAAUGUCAUUUGCCCAAUGACCCACUUUGUAGGCAAAGUGUCCGAGUUUGGAAACCGUGUCUAUGCCUACUUCUUUGAUCACAGGGCAUCCAACCUUGUCUGGCCACAGUGGAUGGGAGUUCCACAUGGAUACGAGAUUGAGUUUGUCUUUGGAUUACCUCUCAACAGCAGUCUGAACUACACCCCAAAGGAAGAGCAGCUGAGCCGCAGAAUGAUGAGAUAUUGGGCCAACUUUGCACGAACAGGUGACCCUAAUGAAGGCAACGAAGCCCGUCAGCAACGCUGGCCUGUUUACACCGCAACAGAGCAGAAGUACAUAGCACUAAAUAACAAGCCCCUAAGGGACCUGCAGGGAAUCAGGGUCCAAACGUGCAUGUUCUGGAACCGUUUCCUUCCGAAACUUCUCAACAUCACAGAAACCAGGGAUGUCUGCUCAAACUGCUUGAGAAACAGCCCCUUUCUACCACUCCUUGCUCUCUGCGUGCUACUAUCACAGCACAAAACAUAACAAAACACAUCUGACUGGAUUCACGCUGCGCAAUCAACACAGCAAUCUCUGACAUAACUUUCCAUAAGCCUUUACCAUCUGUUCUCUAACACACUGUGACAUCGGACAUGUCCGGCCAAGUGCUUCUCCUGCUCUGUAUUCAUCUCGCUUCCUAAUCAUCCAUGUUUUUCUCAUUACGUUUCCAUACACUCAAUAAACUUUUCCUUUACUUUUG